Molecule: messenger RNA, 3597 nt
Organism: Nanorana parkeri
Lineage: Eukaryota; Metazoa; Chordata; Amphibia; Anura; Dicroglossidae
Gene: TLK2
Product: tousled like kinase 2
Exons: 21
Coding region: 569-2662 (697 amino acids)
Biological process (GO): chromosome segregation; peptidyl-serine phosphorylation; intracellular signal transduction
Cellular component (GO): nucleus
Molecular function (GO): ATP binding; protein serine/threonine kinase activity
Source: RefSeq, a predicted model, not a curated record
CUGCCGACCCGAUUUUGGCGCGUUUUUUCCCUUCUCGUGGACGCGCCCCGUGCUCCGGAUCUCGCGAGAAAUCCAGCGGUUUCACUAUCGUGUUUACACUAAUUAAACCCAUUACCCCCGAUAAUCCGAACCGAGCCAAUCCGGAUUAAGUCGGGCUGGUGGUUCCGGAGCCGAGCCCGCAGAAAAAUCACCAUACAACACCUUCUCUUCCCCCAUUCCACCUCAGGGGUCGCCCCUCUCUGACGUAAAAAAAAUCUUUUUUGGGGUAAUUUGUGACGUAAAAUAUCGCUAUCUCCAUCUGACGGAACCCUAGCUGGUUUCCCUGGGGUGGGGGGGCCUGUCGGAGGUUACCUCCCCCGCCCCCUCAUGACCGGGUAUCCCGUGCUAGUGAAGGGCGGCGCGGGUAUCCGCGCCUAGGAAAGCUCGGGGAUUUGCGGCCUAGUGUCGGGAGUCUGGGGGGAAGCACGACGGCCGGCAGGGGAGGUGAGGCGGAGGAGAAGAUCCCCCACAGGGGGGCCGGAAGACACCCCGGAGCCUGGGGAAACCCACACCGAGGGCCAUAGUGGAAAUGAUGGAAGAAUUGCAUAGCCUGGACCCUCGGCGCCAGGAAUUGUUGGAAGCACGAUUUACAGGAGCCGGGGUUUCAAAGGGACAAUUGAACAGCGAAUCUUCUAACCAAAGCCUAUGUAGCCUGGGUUCUCUGAGCGAUAAAGAACUUGAGCAGACUCCAGAGAAAAAACAGAAUGACCAGAGGAAUCGCAAGAGGAAAGCAGAACCUUAUGAAACAAGUCAAGGGAAAAACACUCCUAGAGGACAUAAAAUUAGCGAUUAUUUUGAGUUUGCUGGGGGAAGUGGCCCGGGGACAAGUCCUGGCAGAAGCGUUCCACCGGUUGCCAGAUCCUCACCGCAACAUUCCUUAUCAAACCCUUUACCCCUAACGAGUCAGCAGAGCAGCCCUCCUUCCUCCACACCAUUGAACCUAGAUCAUUCCUCUAUCCCCAUUAAACAGAUUUCCGUCCAGCACAGACAAACGCAGUCUGACCUCACGAUGGAUAAAAUAUCCGCGCUCGAAAACAACAAAAACUCUGACCUAGAGAAAAAGGAGGGAAGGAUAGAUGACUUAUUAAGGGUAAAUUGUGACCUCCGACGGCAAAUGGAUGAGCAGAAGAAAAUGUUGGAGAAGUACAAAGAACGGUUAAACAGAUGUGUGACGAUGAGCAAAAAACUGCUUAUUGAGAAGUCCAAACAGGAAAAAAUGGCUUGUCGGGACAAAAGCAUGCAGGAUCGCCUGCGGCUGGGCCAUUUCACUACUGUCCGUCAUGGGGCCUCUUUCACUGAGCAGUGGACCGAUGGCUAUGCCUUUCAGAACCUCAUAAAACAACAAGAACGAAUAAACUCCCAAAGGGAAGAGAUUGAACGGCAACGGAAGCUGCUGGCUAAACGGAAGCCCCCAGCAAUGGGACAGACGCUACCUGCAAAUAAUGAGCAAAAGCAGCGUAAAAAUAAGACCAACGGUGCAGAGAAUGAAACGUUAACCUUAGCUGAAUAUCAUGAACAGGAGGAGAUAUUCAAACUGCGAUUAGGUCACCUUAAAAAAGAAGAAGCUGAGAUACAAGCGGAACUAGAAAGGCUCGAAAGGGUCAGAAAUUUGCACAUUAGGGAGUUAAAAAGAAUACAUAAUGAAGAUAACUCUCAAUUUAAAGAUCAUCCAACGCUAAAUGACAGGUAUCUACUGCUUCAUCUGUUGGGUAGAGGAGGCUUCAGUGAAGUGUAUAAGGCAUUUGACUUAACGGAGCAAAGAUACGUAGCUGUGAAAAUACACCAGUUAAAUAAGAACUGGAGGGAUGAAAAGAAAGAAAACUACCACAAGCAUGCCUGCAGGGAAUAUCGUAUUCACAAGGAGCUGGAUCACCCCAGGAUAGUCAAACUUUAUGACUAUUUUUCUCUUGACACAGACUCGUUCUGCACAGUGCUGGAGUACUGUGAGGGCAACGAUCUGGACUUUUACUUGAAACAGCACAAGCUUAUGUCAGAGAAAGAGGCCCGUUCCAUCAUCAUGCAGAUUGUAAAUGCUCUCAAGUACUUGAAUGAGAUCAAGCCACCAAUAAUACACUAUGAUCUAAAGCCAGGUAAUAUCCUUUUGGUUAAUGGUACCGCCUGCGGGGAGAUAAAAAUCACAGAUUUUGGACUCUCUAAAAUCAUGGAUGAUGACAGCUAUAACUCAGUGGAUGGCAUGGAGCUCACGUCACAAGGGGCUGGAACCUACUGGUACCUGCCUCCUGAAUGUUUUGUGGUUGGUAAAGAGCCCCCCAAAAUUUCAAACAAGGUUGAUGUUUGGUCUGUAGGAGUCAUUUUCUACCAGUGUCUGUAUGGGCGGAAGCCAUUUGGUCACAACCAGUCUCAGCAGGAUAUCUUACAAGAGAAUACCAUCCUUAAAGCCACAGAGGUUCAGUUUCCUCCAAAGCCAGUUGUGACCACAGAAGCCAAGGCUUUUAUCCGCCGUUGCCUUGCCUAUAGGAAGGAGGAUCGGAUAGAUGUCCACCAGCUAGCGUCUGACCCCUACCUACUGCCGCACAUCCGUAAAUCGGUCUCCACCAAUAGUCCAGCCACCGCUGCAGUAGCCUCAACGUCUACUUCCUCCAACAACAGCUUGUCAAACUGAGAGAGCACGGAUAAAGCACUAGAUUGAUUCUCUGCUGCGUUACACAUUGUGUUAAUGUCGGCAGAGGAGUUGCACGGCUCCCUUGGAAUACGUUUCUUCCUUUUUGGCGGAGAGCAGCGAGUGCUCCAUGGAACAUUUCAAUUACUGGCUUAUUAGAGCCACAAAAAGCUGGAUUUGGAAUGGAGCCUUGCAAUGGAUCCACAAUCCCUGUCGAGUGGAAGCCUAUGUCUUCGUUGGCAAGGACCUCAAAAAGGAUGACAAGGCAGUAGACUUGGAUCUGUAACUUGGACAAUGCAUCCUCUCCCAUCCUCCCCUUCCUCCCCUCUCCGUGGACUUCUUAUUUCUCUACACAGCUGACAACCGUUAAAUGAAAAUAAACUUUUUGUUAAGAAGAUUUUCAGGCGCUGGGUCCUAGUAGACUGGACUUGUCCUCCCCUCCCUAUUCCCUUUGUUGAUAUUUAAACCUGUUCUGAUUCCCCUUUCAUCAUUUAAUGAAACGUUCAAGUGAGAUUGCCAGAAGGGUGCACAAAAUUCCUGUGGCCUCCCUUAUUCAUACUAAGAAGCCAAGAGGCCCUUCCUAGAAGCGGAGCUAUUUUGUUACCUUGUAAAGUCGAUCCAUCACCUACAGAGAGCGGGGGCAUCUGUUUUUAGGCUAAACUAAUAUUCUUAGAGUUCAGUAGGAACUGGUCACGUCACUGUCUCUCCUUUUUUUUUUUUUUCUUGUCUUUUCUUUUUUUUUUUAUAGUUCUUGAAUAUUGGUUCAGACCAAGAAAAGAAAAAAAAAGGUUGCCUCCGUUUUAUGUAGGCGAUGGGUCCACUUUGAGGAUCUGGCAGGGCAUAGGUUUUAUUAAAGUGAAAUCCAUAUUACUAGGGACAGAGGAAAGUGUUAGCGUUUCCUUUUCAUCUUCACAGUACAACUUUUCCAGGCAGUUUAA